AAAAAGGAUUCAGCGUUAAAAAUAAAAUAAAAAAACCUCUAAAAAGGAUUCAUCGCCGUUGGUCUGUUUGUUCUUCCUCUUCGAAACUCAGUCGCGCAGAGCUGCAGAAUCGUCCCAGCUCUAAAGACACUUAAAAUGUCGACUCGACCUGAGCUGCUAGCGCCGCCGGAGAUAUUCUACGAUGACUCCGAGGCUCGCAAGUAUACUUCUUCCUCACGUAUCGUCGAAAUUCAGGCGAGGUUGUCUGAGAGAGCUUUGGAGCUUCUUGCUUUGCCUGAAGAUGAUGUUCCUAGAUUCUUGCUUGAUAUUGGUUGUGGAUCUGGCCUGAGCGGGGAAACAAUCUCUGAGAACGGGCACCAAUGGAUUGGUCUUGACAUUUCAGCCUCCAUGCUUAACGUUGCUGUUGAACGAGAAGUUGAGGGUGAUCUUUUACUUGGUGACAUGGGCCAGGGCUUAGGUCUUCGUGCAGGAGUCAUAGAUGGAGCCAUCAGUAUAUCGGCUGUUCAGUGGUUAUGCAAUGCUGACAAGUCAUCGCAUGAACCUCGUUUGAGGCUAAAGGCUUUCUUUGGGUCACUAUAUCGAUGCUUAUCAAGAGGAGCAAGGGCAGUUUUCCAAGUCUACCCUGAGAGCAUCGCUCAGCGUGAGCUGAUCCUUCGCCAGGCCUUACAAGCUGGAUUCGGUGGUGGACUCGUUGUCGACUACCCACACAGUACUAAGAAGAGAAAAGAGUUCUUGGUCCUCACAUGUGGCUCUGUUCCAACCAGUAUUAACGAUGGGCAUAAAGGAAGUGGCUCGGAAGAUGAUGACGAUGAUAGUGAAGACGAAGACAAUGGAAUGGUAUGUGUAUCAGAUAGGAAUAGGCCAAGGAAGAAGCAGAGAACGAACAAGAAAGGGAAAGGAAGGGAAUGGGUUUUGAGGAAGAAGGAACAAAGUAGAAGGAAAGGAAACGAUGUUCCUGCUGAUUCCAAGUACACCGCAAGGAAACGCAAGUCGCGUUUCUGAUUUUCGUUACUAGUUUUAAAACGCUAGUUUAUAGCGUUUGCAUUAUGUUUUGUCGUUGAAAGAAAAGAAAAAUACUGAACAUCCUUACUGUUUCUACAUUUUGUGUGUACUCAAACCCUUUCUGGUUACUUCACAGAUAUCGCUUGUGAUUUGCGCUGCCGCUAA
Brassica rapa (field mustard) is the source of this 1167-nucleotide messenger RNA. RefSeq names its product 18S rRNA (guanine-N(7))-methyltransferase RID2. Gene Ontology annotation, molecular function: rRNA (guanine) methyltransferase activity. Gene Ontology annotation, cellular component: nucleolus. Gene Ontology annotation, biological process: rRNA (guanine-N7)-methylation. Lineage: Eukaryota; Viridiplantae; Streptophyta; Magnoliopsida; Brassicales; Brassicaceae. The record is from RefSeq and is a predicted model, not a curated record.